AUUCAAAUCAAUUUAAAUGUUUAGGAACGUUAGCACCAAGUGUGUGGUCUAAACUGUAUAGUAUAACUCAAAUAUGUUAAUUUAGAGUUCGGGUUAGUCAGGGGCCUAUAAUAUAUUUGCUAAUAUUGAUUUUUAACCGACUUCCAAAAAAGGAGGAGGUUCUCAAUUCGUCGGAAUCUUUUUAAGUAAUAAUUUUCAUCAGAUGGAAAAUGUAAUAAUUUAUAAUUUAUCCAAAAUGCAUAUUUGGAUAUCGUUUGUCUUGGUAGUUACUAUGUGUGCGGCAAACGCAGAUGGUCCUUAUGAAGAAAUUACCGCGUUUGAUUAUCAUAGAAGAUUGGGUAUUCCAACUGCUAUAAGACUGAGAAGAACUGAAGAAGUGAACCUCAUAAUCGAUGCAAUAGGAGCACCAGGUAUUGUUGGAGGAGCCCAAGCAGAUAUUGCGGAAGUUCCUUAUCAGGUCGGACUUGUUAUCUCCCUAUUGUUUCUAUUGAGUUCCGUGUGUGGAGGUUCCCUCAUCUCCAAUAACCGUGUCCUCACCGCAGCUCACUGCUAUUCAGAUGGUAUCUUAAAAGCAAAUACCUUCACCGUCGUCAUGGGUUCUAAUAAGCUGUUCUUUGGAGGCCUUCGCAUCGACACUACGGAUGUUUCAGUCCACCCUGAUUGGAAUCCUACGAAGAUAGAAAAUGAUCUCUGCAUUCUACGUAUACCGAUCGUAGCAUUCACAGAUGUAAUUAAACCAAUCGCUCUGCCUAGUCAUGAAUCCGCAUCGAAUACUUUUGCGGGUUGGACUGCGAUUGCUUCAGGAUACGGAUUCACUAGCGAUAAUUCCAGCAUUCGUACUGGCCAGCUCCUUAGCUCUGUCAAGUUAACCGUCAUCAGCAACGAUGAAUGCGCCGAUUUCUUCGGUUGGGAGUUGAUACAAGACGGCAACAUCUGCACUAGUGGUGUCAACGGCCAAAGCACUUGCCGAGGCGAUUCCGGUGGUCCACUCGCCGUCUACAUCAAGCACGACAGGGUUCUUAUUGGCGUCACAUCUUUUGGCUCUCGAGCUACUUGCGAAUCUGGUUACCCUGCAGCCUAUUCCAGAGUUUCAUACUUCUUACCAUGGAUCACCAGCCAAUAAAUAAU
This is a messenger RNA of Maniola jurtina (meadow brown), 1128 nucleotides long. RefSeq names its product brachyurin-like. Bases 203 to 1123 code for a protein of 306 amino acids. Gene Ontology annotation, molecular function: serine-type endopeptidase activity. The record is from RefSeq and is a predicted model, not a curated record. Lineage: Eukaryota; Metazoa; Arthropoda; Insecta; Lepidoptera; Nymphalidae. Gene Ontology annotation, biological process: proteolysis. The transcript has 5 exons.